This is a messenger RNA of Puntigrus tetrazona (Sumatra barb), 3016 nucleotides long. RefSeq names its product integrator complex subunit 10 (gene ints10). The record is from RefSeq and is a predicted model, not a curated record. Bases 113 to 2200 code for a protein of 695 amino acids. Gene Ontology annotation, cellular component: integrator complex. The transcript is spliced from 17 exons. NCBI's taxonomy places the organism in Eukaryota, Metazoa, Chordata, Actinopteri, Cypriniformes, Cyprinidae. Gene Ontology annotation, biological process: snRNA processing.
GGGCGGAAGUUGAACUCUCGAUGGUCGCCCCGGUGUUUUUCAGCCUGUGUUUUGGUCUUUGAACGUCCGAAGGGUUUCUUCUUGUUCGUCGAGCGCCCGUUACCGGGGUCAGAUGUCGGCUCAGGGCGACUGUGAGUUCCUGGUGAAGCGCGCGCGGGAGCUCGUGCCUCAGGACCCGUAUGCAGCCAAAGCCUGGCUGAUCACCGCGCGCACGCUCUACCCCGCAGACUUCAACAUACAGUAUGAGAUGUACAGUAUCGAGCGUAACGCUGAGAGAACAGCCUCCGCCGGCAGACUCCUGUAUGAUAUAUUCGUGAACUUCCCCGAGCAGCCGGUGGUCUGGCGUGAGAUCGCAGUCAUCACUGCUGCGUUACGAAACGACAGCCAGGACAAACACGCUCAGUUUCUCAAAGGUGUUUUUGAGACUCUUCCAGGUCCGGUUCAGUGUAAGAUGCUCCUGAAGGCCACAGAACAGUGUUUUAACACGCUGGAGAAAGCCGAGAUGCUGCUGCUUCUUCUCAAGAGAUUCCCUGAGUCAGUCGUUCAGCAUGGAGUGAAUUUAGGAGAGUCUUUAUUGGAGGCGGAGACGGCGGAGAACCUGGACACACCUGUGAACUGCUUCAGGAAGCUGUUUGUGUGUGACGUUCUUCCUCUGAUCCUGAAUAAUCCCGAGAUGUGUCUUCCUGUCAGUCUGCUCUAUAAAUACAUGCACAAAGCAGCAGAGUUUUAUAUAUGUUACGUCACACGCGAGCCGGCCGCAGACGGACAGAUACAGGGUAAAAGUUCUCAGGAAGUGGGCGGGCUCAAGUCUCCCGGCCGGGGGCGGAGUCAACGGUAUGUGAUUGAUGGACUGUCUGAGAAGUCGUCGGUGGUGACGGAGCCCUGGGAUAGGCUGCUGGAGAUGGUGGGCGUGGUCGGCUCGCUCUGUGAUUGGCAGGGAGAGAAAGCAAGCCGGUCGUACUCGGAGCUCCUGCAGCGUGUUUCAGAGUUGUGUCGGUACGUGUCUGCCACAGACAGUGAAGGUUUGUCCCGCUGCUGUGCUCAGAUCGUCACCUGCUGCACACUGGUUCUGUUUCACAGCUCGUUCCACUACGUCUCUGCCGUGCAGCCGUCACUCUUCCAGGGUCACGCGUCCCUGAGCUCGUGUCCGUGGGUUCUGCUGGAGGAUCUGUCCAGUGUCUACACUGAUGUAGAAGUGGAGAGAAAACACACACACAAGAAACGCAAGCUGGCCGACGGACGGGAGAAAACCAUGAGCUCUGAUGACGAGGACAUGUUGGCCAAAGGCAGAGGGCGACACAUUGUUGUGAACAAAGCAGAGAUGCCGGGUUGGGCCGAGACUUUAGAGCACUUCCGUACGGCCAGAGAGAGCUGGGACCUGCUGCACUCACACCAGAGUCUGGAGACGGAAUUCGUCAAGAUCUGCUCAGCAUGGAAAACUGAGAUGUGGAUGUGGUUUCGCAUUUUCCUUACAGAUAUGAUCAUUUAUCAGGGUCAGUACCGGAAGGCUCUGUCCAGUCUGUCUCUGAUGUCAUCGCUCCAGCAGAACCAGAACCAGAACCAGAGCUCGUCGAGUCUGGAGACGCAGCGGGCCGUCAUCCAGCAGGCCUCCUGUCACUACGCUCUGGGAGAGUACAGGAUGGCGUGUGAGAAGCUUCUGGAGGUGGUUUCUGGUCUGAUCCCUCAGAAUCACGAAGCGGUGAAGAGCAGCGAGGAGCAGCGUAAACCCCGCAGCAAAACCAGGAAAGGCAACGACCUGAGGCUGGUCCCCUGCACCAGUAAAUCCAUCCUUCCUUUCUGUCUUCAGCUCAUGCUGGCCUGUUUUAAGCUGAGGGCCUUCACAGAUAACAGAGACGACCUGGCCCUGGGUCAUGUGAUCGUUCUCCUGCAGUAUGAUUGGCCGCAGGGCGAGCAUCUCUUCCUGAAGGCGGUGGAUAAGAUCUGCCAGCAGGGCAGCUUCCAGUACGAGAACUUCUUCAACUACGUCACCAACAUUGACAUGUUAGAAGAGUUUGCUUACCUGCGCACCACAGAAGGAGGGCGGGUCCAGCUGGAGCUGCUGCCCAAUCAGGGGAUGCUCAUCAAGGGACAGGCUGCGGUUCAGAACAGGGCUGACAGGAACAAGGCGGUUUGCUUAGCGUGUUUUCUUUACCCUGCUUUAGUGCCGAUGUCCUCCAGCUGCUUUGUGAAGCCUUUUUGAUCGGGUUUGUGGUUUUUAUGGGGUUGAAACUCGUGAGUUUGCGGUUGAGCAUCACGACGAACCAAUAAACGACUUCUAAGUGCAAGCUCUUUAGUGACAUUAAGAGCCUUUAUCAUCCACAGAACCACUAAAGAUUACUGGGAAAAAAUGGUUCUUUUUGGGAACCAAAAUGUUUCGAGGCCAUUUCAACUCAUCCUGGAUUUUUUAUUUAUUUUUUUUAAGUACCUAACUUAAUUUGUUCUUCUUAAAAUAUAAAGGAAAAAAUAUAUACUCAUCCCACUUGACUUUUCGAUCCCCGAAUCUAAAAAUAAAGAUGAUAAAAGAAAAGUUUAAGAACCAAAAUCUAAAAGUGUUAAACAUUGGAGGACAAAAAGUGCUUUUUCCGUUCUUUUUUAACAGCCAUCAUUGGCACAUAAUGCAACACAGAUGACUAAAGUCAAUAGAUUUUACUAACGGAUGCAAAUAAAAAUAAAAUUCUGAUGCCAUUUUCUAAACUGUAAUUUGUCCUCUUUAAAAUAGUGGAGUAAUUUAAGACGGGCCGGUUUCUGAAAGGUGGUUGAUUUGACCCGGGAUCAUCCUUUUUCUGUGGCAUCAUGUAAAUAUGGAAUCGUUGCAUGUAUCACGUCAGAGCUGAAAUAAAGCAAGAAGUCUUAGUUGAAAUGAGCAUGUUUUGUCGUGAUGGUGUUUCAGAUGUGAUUUGAAGCUGUGUAAUGGUAGUGUUUGGACGAGCCGCUAGCUCUUGACCGAGCGUUUCUUCCGCUGUGACAGUACAUCAGCUCUUCUCAUGCUGGCGGUGCGUUUAUGAGUGUUUGCUGU